AUGCCACCAAACGCAGCAGUGGGUGCUCCGGGGGGAAAGAUCAACCGGCUGCGAACGGAGCUGAAGAAGAAGCUGUUCAAGCGACAGCGGGUGUUGAUCCGGGAGUGGCGACUGAAGCACCAGGUGGUCAGGGCUGUGACAGACGAAGGGCUGAUCACGAGGCACCACCUCAAGAAGCGGGCGUCCAGUGCACGUGCCAACAUUACUCUGUCUGGGAAGAAGCGCAGAAAACUCCUCCAGCAGAUCCGGCUCGUCCAGAAAGAGAAAGCAGCCAUGGAAGUGGAAGCCCCCCUCAAGUCAGCCAGGACUAGUGAACCACAGCCCAAAUCAAAAAAGAAGACAAAAGCCCCCCAGGAUGUAGACAUGGAGGACCUUGAAGAUAAGAGCUAAAUCUCACACCCCUUCCACCAGAAGAUUCUCAGCUGGAACCAGGAGGACUUGAUGGUUAUUUCAGAGGACUUUGGAGAAAGCGUUGCUCCUUUUCACUGUCCCCAGAUUCCUCUUCCCUAACGGCCUAGUGACCUGCCCUGGAGGGAUGUAUUGAGAGGUAGAGGGUAGAAAAGAAAGAUUGGAGAGGGGGUCCUAAGCAGUCAACUCCAUUUGUAAUAAAGCCCUAGCAUUUUCACUGAGAUGUGUGUGAUUAAAUGUAGGAAUGGGGAUAGGCCAUGAAAAGGGGCUGUGAGUGUGGAAACAAGAAAAUUGGGAAACAGGACCCACAGUUCUUACUUGACCAAAGGCAACAAGAAACCACCCUCCAUGAUGGCCCUGUCUCCCCGAUGAGUGACACUCCAUCUUUCCAUUUCUGACAAAAAUAAGGUGUUCUGUAGAGAUGGCAGAGGAGGUAAGGGUCUUGAUACUGGCCCUUCCACCUCCUCUGUGUGACCAGGGUGGACAAGUGACCGUGGUUGUCUCUGCUUCCUUUGCUGGAUUAUAUUUUUAAUAAAGUGAACAUUAUUUUUCCCUU
Lipotes vexillifer (Yangtze River dolphin) is the source of this 964-nucleotide messenger RNA. RefSeq names its product chromosome unknown C11orf98 homolog (gene CUNH11orf98). The transcript has 2 exons. NCBI's taxonomy places the organism in Eukaryota, Metazoa, Chordata, Mammalia, Artiodactyla, Lipotidae. The coding region runs from base 1 to 390 and encodes 129 amino acids. The record is from RefSeq and is a predicted model, not a curated record.